CCGAUGAGAGCCUGAUGGCGAUGUAGAAGCGCGAGAUCGGGAAUUCACCUCAGAUGUCCCCUCUUUCAGCCAAGUGGAGGUUGUGGUGGGGAUCAAGGCAAACAAGCAGACUUGCGGAAUAGCGAGGAUCUCGGGGACGGAUUCAGAUCGAUUUGCGACUCCUCGCCACCUCGUGUAAUCACAUGCGAGCGUCUGCGUCGUCCAUGUCUUCUCCGUUCCGGCACUAUUGCGGAGUUGAUGUCAAUGAACUCUCUCUUCAGCUAUGAUGACAGAUCAGCACCUCCCACUUUUGGAGGCCACACCCAUGCUGGCUGAAAUGCCCCUCUACCCCCACAUGAUCAGCCGAGACAGCAUGCAGCAGAUGGUUCUGGUGCAGGUCAAUCCAGGAGAGACUUUUACUGUACGCACGGAUGAUGGUCAGAUUCAGUGUAUUACAGGUCCUGCGCAGGUGCCCAUGGUGUCCCCUAAUGGCACUGUGCCGCCCAUUUUUGUGCCUCCAGGUUACAUAUCUCAGGUGGUGGAGGAGAACGGCAUGUGGAAGGUGCUGGUUCUGCCUCAUACGAUGGAGUUUCAUCCCUCUUUACCCCCUGUACCUCCACAUCUCCCGCUGUACACCCCACCACAACCAGCCAUGCUGCACCACCCACACUUUUACCCCACCGAGCUCUCUCCUCACUACAUCCACCAGCUGCCUGCACUUCCUGUCUACACUGAGCAGGACAUGAUGUGCCACAGUGUCUCUGUGCCCAUCCGUGAAGAACGUGCAGUGAAAAUGCAGGAGCAGCUACAGCGGAGGCUGAAAGGCGGGCAUCUGGGUGCUGCUAAUGGCAUGCCACUCACCCACAACGGACACAGCAAAGUCCGAACAGGCAUGUCGGCCUCUCCAACACCACCACGUCUUAAACACUCAGUCCGGAACAGAGGCUCCCCUCCAAACGACUAUGAGGUUAAAGCUGCAGAUCCAGAAGAAGAAAUGAGGCGAGUGCAGGAGCUGCUCUCUACUGUAUGCAAACCAGCAGUGGGCAGUGUCACGUCACACUCUGCAGUCCUCUCCUGGCGUCCUCCACUCCCUAUACUGUCAGAAGCAGAUACACACUUAAACUCACACCCUGCCCUGCCGCUCAGCUACGAGCUGGCCUUGUCUCAGAGUGGCACAGAGGGAGAUUUCAAACUUGUGUACCAAGGGAAAGACACUACAUGUACACUGGGAGAGCUCAGACCUGCGACACAUUAUUACGCCAGGGUGUGUGUGGCAUGUAGGUCAAUGAAGGGAACCCCAUCAGAGAGUGUAAUUUUUACUACAUUGUGCAGCAUCCCAGACACUCCUGCAGUCCCCCGACUUAUCCAGCGCACCAAGAGCUCCAUAAGCCUCCAGUGGAGAUCACCCAAUGACAAUGGCUCAAAAAUCACUGGCUUUUGCUUGGAAUACCACGAGCAGGGAAAACAAAGUGCAUUUAAGGAGAUUUACAGUGGCCUUGCCAAGCAGUACAAAGUUGUGCACCUCAUGCCUUCAACAAAAUAUGCCUUCAGACUUGCUGCUAAAAACGAUGUAGGAAUGAGUGCCUUCAGUGCUGUUCUGAGUUGUUGUACAGCCAGCUGUGUCAUGUCUCCUCCUGCUCCUCCACCUCCACCUCGUCUGAUGGAGGCUGGCGUAACAUGGCUGAGUCUCGAGUGGAGCACCCCGUGUGGUACAGCCAGCCGAGACACACACUCGUACAUUCUGGAAAUGGAAGAGAUUAAAUCGGGGUGUGGCUUUCAGCCGAAACAUAGAGGAGAGGAGCAAUCGUGUGUAGUGAAAGAGCUCAGGCGAUACACGUCUUAUCGAUUCAGGGUGUCUGUGGCUGGACCAGAUGGUCACAAUGUGUCUAGUGCAGUAGUGGACUAUAGAACACUGCCAGACCAACCAGGCAGCCCAGGAAAACCAUCAGUGCACAGUUCUGUACAACCACACAGCCUGCAUGUUGUCUGGGAGGCCCCAGAGGAUGACGGCGGCUCGCCAAUUACUCUGUAUAUACUGGAACUCAGUCAGAGUGACCACCCCUGGGAUGUCGUGUACCGUGGGCCUCUCAGACAGCAUGUGUGUGAAGGCUUGCAGGAGGGCAGAUGGUACAAACUGCGGGUGUACUGUGAGAGUUUGGGAGGUCAGAGUCAGGUGUCGGAGAGUCUCUGUGUGCAGAUGGCUCCUCUGCCUCCUGGACAAUGCCAAGCCUUCCACCCUGCAGAGGGAGCCACAUCCUCAGAGAUUUCACUAUCAUGGGAUGCUCCAGUGUGUGACGGAGGGGCUGCGGUGUCCCAGUACUGUGUGGAAAUGGCUCGGUCAGUGGAAGGCUCUCCACUGCAGGUGUACCAGGGCUCAGAUCCCUACUGCACUGUGGGACAACUACUUCCUGGCACAUCCUACCUGUUCUGGGUGAAAGCCUACAAUGCAGCAGGGUGGGGUCCCCUCUCAGACAUGUGCCAAGCUUCCACAACAUCAGGAGCCCCAGAGCAGUGCAGUGUUCCAAAUCUUACACCAAGCUCUUGCAGCAGUGUACUGGCCACCUGGGAGAGCCCAGCCUGUAAUGGGUCAGAGGUGUAUGAGUUUCAGAUGGAGUGGGGUCUGGAGGAAAGUGCUCUGGAUUUACUGUACUCUGGGUCUUUAUCUCAAUAUGAAGUGAGAGACUUGCAGCCUGCCACAGUGUACUACUGCAGAGUGCAGGCAGUCAAUGCUGUUGGGGCAGGCCUCUUCAGCGAUGUUGCCACGGUAAAGACCCCAGCAUCGGUACCAGCAGCUGUGGAGCAUGUGGAGGAAAUUAGGGCAGACUCCCUGGGUGCUGGUACAGUUUGCAGUACCUCUAACAGUUUGGCUGUAAGGUGGACAGAACCUAAGUGUCAUGGAGCAGAAAUUUCUGGAUACAACAUAGACUUUGGAGAGGAGCAGCCUCUGUCUGUAGGAAGGACUAACUACCACAUACUGGAAAAUCUUCAAUCGGACACUACGUAUAGGAUACAAGUGCAAGCAGUUAAUAGCAUCGGUGCUGGUCCUUUUAGCACAAUGCUAAAGCUCAGGACACGACCCUUGCCUCCUGAACCCCCCGUGCUGGAGUGUGUGGUGGCUGGACCUCAGAGUCUGAAGCUGAAAUGGGGAGACCGGCUACAGAACAGUCACGGCACACACUACUGUUUGCACAUGCAAGCUGCCACAGACAGGUUGGUUUGCAUCUACAGCGGCCCAUGUCAUACAUUUAAAGUGCAGAGACUGUGUGAGGCUACCGAGUACCAGUUCAGCAUUCAGGCUCAAAGUGCAGCAGGCAUGGGCCCCCUCUCUCCUCCCUACACCUUCAGCACCACCCGCUCUCCACCACCUCAGCUCAAACCACCAAAGGUUGAACUGGUCGAGUGGAACAGGUAUACAGUCACGUGGGAGGCUCUUCAAGCCAUGAGAGGAGACCCAGUUGUUUAUGCACUGCAGCUGCUGAGGGGCCGUGAAGUGGAGCAGCUGUAUAAGGGCUCUGGAACCUCAUACACAUGGCAUAACUCCACAGCGAGUAGCACAUGUCGCCUGCGUGUGUGUGCCGGGCGUCGGAGCACAGAUGGCGGAGAGCUGUGGGGUCAGUGCAGCCUCAGCACGGCCCUCCCUGCGACUAAACCACCCCGGAUCUCAAGCUCCCACAAUCCUCAGCCCAAGAGGAGUUGGUCUCUUGCCGAUGAGCGCUUUGCAACUCUUCUGCUCCUUGGUUUCGUGAUACUGGCCAUUCUGUUUGCUGUGCUCAUCCAGUACUUUAUCAUUGAGGUGCCAUGAGGGGGUGAGGAAAGGGAUUUGGUUUGAGGAAAUGAAGAAAGGAAUAAGAUAAAAGAAGGAGAAAGAAAAAGCGGCAUGUUAGAGCAGAGCAGGCCUCGUAGCACAUAGCCGCCCUGGCUAGCACAGAGCAUUUUAAAAUGGUCAAAGCCCAAUUAUUACUAUUAUUAUUAUUAUUAUUAUUAUUAUUGUUUUUUUUAAUGACUAUUAAUGCAUGGAGGAAAGAAAUCUAUAUAUGGCAUCAGUAGGUACUUUGCUAUGUAAACUGUGAUGAAUGAGACUUCAGUGUGCCGUCGGUGUACUUUUCAGAAGGUUACUUCACAGUUUUGGCCAGAUUUUUAUUAUUAUGUUACACGAAUGCCGAUUAUUUUUAGAUCACAGAAACCUCUCUAGGCAAGGCCGAUCACUCAGAGCUUCGGUUAGCUUGGCUGCUAUUCGGUACACAGCAGCCUUAUCUGGACAUUAAAGGACCUCAUUCUCAGUUUGGAGGUCAUGUGAUUUCUCCUGAAACACCCUUGAGGAUUGUGACAUCAGUGAAGUUUCUGUCGCUAUAGAAAAAUGAAGUCUUAUGGGCUGAGUGCUUUUUUCUGCCUUAGAAUAAUAAUAGGAGGGUUUGGGGCUUUUUUAUUUGCGUGCAUAUAUAUCAUGUAGGCAUUAUUCCAAUUGUUUUUUCAGUAUCACGUUUUUCAGUAUAAGUGUUAAAAGGGAGACCGUGCCAAAGCUUUCAUAGACAUAUACAAAAAAAGCAUACUCAUAAACGACUGGAGUCUCUUGUACUCUCAUUUGCAGAUAUGAAAUAUUUUUUACGUUUAAGAAUUCAUAACAUCAUAACCACAUUAUACCAUAAUAAUUCCAUUCAUUUAUCCGAGACAUUGGGAGAGCUAGAUUUUUUUACGUUCUGCUAUCACCAGUGUGUUCUUCUAUGAUAGACUAUACAUACAUUCUAGCUAUGUUCAUGUACAUACAGAUAUGGCAGUAUUGCUUAGAUAGCCGAUAUGGAUAUGCAUUUGUUAUAAAUGUCUCUAUUUAGCUCAAACUGAGCAGUGUAGUCCCUUUCUGAGUUCUACUUUAUGCUGAAGAGUUUUAUUUUGAGCUUUACUUUUGGUUUAACAGUAUAUUAUCUCCAUUCAUUUUUGUAAUGACUUCUGGUUAUCUCAUCGAAACAUUACUGAUUUUCGGGGAGUAAAUGUUAGCACCCCCCAGCUCCAGUGCCAGUGAAGCUGCUCCUAUGUUGCUAUUUUCUUGAUUGGUGCUUGAAUGCAACAAAAGGAGUACACAUCCCUCUCUCCCUCCCUCCCUCUUUCAUUCUUGAAAGGACCGCACUUGACACAAAUGGGAUUUUAAAUCUUUGAAGUUUUCUUUUAUAUUUAUGUCAAUAUUGUAAACUCAAACAUCCCGGUUUCUUCCCGGUGCUCAAUCCAGAUGAAGCGAAUGGUUUUUGAUAUCUCUGUUGCAGGGUCAUUAUUUGUCAUCACAUUGUUAUUGAAAGUAGAUUAAUAAUUUAAUGUGAUUUCAUAUCCUCCCUUCCACAGAAUUUUUUCCCAUCUAAGACGUAAGUGAUAAUGCUUGAUGAAGUAGACCCAGAGUGUAGUGCCUCUAUCUGAGAAGGCAUCAUGUACCGUCAGUGUCAUUCUAGGAGCUUUGCCUUUCUUUGCCUUGGCUACAUUAAGGACUCUUAAUAAGGAAUCCUAAUGACAUAUUCUCCUGUGCUUCUGUGCAAGGCCUACGUGUGAGCUUCUCAUGCGAACACAAAAGCUGUGUUUCACUACCAAAUGUAGUGAUCAACGUACUUAUAGAGCUGCUAGAGCUGUUUUUAUUUACAAAGAAGAAAAGCUGCUGUCUGAACUUCCUUCUUUUCAAACUUGAAUAGAGCUGUACGCUAUUUCGUUCUUUAUACCUCUUUCAUGUCACAAAAGCCAUUCUGUCACACAGCAGACGACGUUUUUUUCCUUCACUUAGCUUUCACUUUGUCACUUACCUUAUUUCUUCAUCAGGUUGGUCUUAGCCUUAGGGCUUUUCCAUAUUUUACCUGUACACUUUGCGUCGGAUCAAAUUUCACAAUAGGACCCGCAGUAUCUCAAGGUUUCUGACAUAUUGAAUGUCUUAGAUAUAGAAGUUCCUCACAAUGCCUUUUAGGAAACGCUGGUGUACAACACAGCCAUUCUUAAUGCAUUUAUUUAACCAAGAUCUUCAUGUUAAAGGGGCCUGUUGUGCAAAUUUGAGUCAUUUGAUAAGUGAAUCCAGGAAAUGGGCUAAGAGUAAUAACAGAUUAUUAUAAUGGGAGUUUCCAUAUAAAAAAAAGUGCUGGUAGCAGGAAUCUGUUGGGAUGAAAGAAAAACAAAAACAUUUUUUUAGUAACACUUUACAUAAAGGUACAUUAAAGCUACAAGGUGUAAGAUUUAAGAAUUUUGACAUUUCUACCAGUUUCCUCUGCUAAAAAAUGUUAUUGUAAUUGACUUACAGAAAAUUUUCGAUUGUGGCUUGAGCCCUGCACCCCAUUAUACCUGUAUUAGCCUGUAGUGUAGUGUCAGGCUCCUUCACUCUCAUUCUCGCUUACUUUAUUUACACACUCAUACACUCUCCCUCUUGCUCUCUCCUGAUUGGCUGUGUCCAGUCAUUGUGUAGUUAGACUUGGGUGAUGUUAGAUGAUUCCGAUCUGAUUUUAUGAAAUUUCACACCAAUUUCAGCCCCUGUUACAGCUCUAAUACAACUCCAAUACAACUCUAAUACAGCUCUCUGUUACAACUCUAAUACAGCUCUAAUACAACUAUAAUACAGCUCUAAUACAACUCCAAUACAGCUCUAAUACAUCUUUAAUACAACUCCAAUACAGCUCUAGUACAACUCUCUGUUACAGCUCUAAUACAGCUAUCUCUUACAGCUCUAAUUCAACUUUGUUACAGCUUUAAUACAGCUCCGAUACAACUCUGACUGUGAUACAGCUCUGACUCUGUGAUAUAGCUCUGACUCUGUGAUAGAGCGCUGAUGCUGUGAUAUAGCUCUGACAGUGAUACAGCUCUGACUCGGUGAUACAGCUCUGACUCAGUGAUACAGCUCUGAUGCUGUGAUAUAGCUCUGACUCAGUGAUACAGCUCUGACUCUGUGAUACAGCUCUGACAGUGCUACAGCUCUGACUCUGUGAUACAGCUUUGACAGUGAUAUAGCUCUGAUGCUGUGAUACAGCUCUGACUGUGUGAUACAGCUCUGACAGUGCUACAGCUCUGAUGCUGUGAUACAGCUUUGACAGUGAUAUAGCUCUGACUCAGUGAUACAGCUCUGACUCUGUGAUACAGCUUUGACAGUGAUACAGCUCUGAUGCUGUGAUACAGCUCUCACUCAGUGAUACAGCUCUGACUCAGUGAUACAGCUCUGACUCUGUAAUACAGCUCUGACUCAGUGAUACAGCUCUGACUCUGUGAUACAGCUUUGACAGUGAUACAGCUCUGAUGCUGUGAUACAGCUUUGACAGUGAUACAGCUCUGACUCUGUGAUACAGCUUUGACAGUGAUACAGCUCUGAUGCUGUGAUACAGCUUUGACAGUGAUACAGCUCUGACUCUGUGAUACAGCUCUGACUCUGUGAUACAGCUCUGACUCUGUGAUAUAGCUCUGACUCUGUGAUACAGCUCUGACUCUGUGAUACAGCUCUGACUCUGUAAUACAGCUCUGACUCAGUGAUACAACUCUGACUCAGUGAUAGAGCGCUGAUGCUGUGAUACAGCUCUGACUCUAUGAUACAGCUCUGACUCUGUGAUACAGCUCUGACAAUGCCCAUAUAGUCAUGUUUUUUUAAGCCACACACCCUGUAGAGUUUUAAGCUCCACUGUUUGCUACAUACCAAACAAACCAUAAACUUCAGCAUUAUUACAUCAUAAAUUUUCUAUAGUAAUACAGUAUUUACUUGUAUUUACCAAUCUACAUAAGACAACACAGGACUAAGGGCUAAGAAGUAAAAAAAAAAUAGCCACAUCACAUAAAGAGGAUCACAUAUUUAGAAGAUAUUGCAAUUUAUUUUAAAGAUUUUCUGUAGGUUUGGGCCAAGUAUUGUGUAAUGUCAUCACAGCUAACAGCUAUCAUGGAAAGUAAUUAUAGCUGCAUCUUCAGCAGUAGCUUAAAAGAAGAAUCCUGUGCUUGCAAUUUCACCUAUCAAAGUAGUUUUGGGCAUAAAAAAGCACAAAAUGUCCACAAGUUGUGUUGUGUUGCAAAUUGUGGGAAAUGACACAGCAAAGUCAAGCAAUCUUGGCCACAGCAAUCACCAAAAAACUCUAUCAAAUAGUCAGUGGUGUGUGAUUGUAUCCUGUGAUGGGUUGCUCUCCAGGGUGUCUCCUGCCUUGUGUCCUGACUCCAGGUUCCCUGUCACCCUGUACAGGAUAAACAAUACACAACAUGGAUGAUUGAAGCACUAAUAUCAACAUUAACGUCAGCUUUUAUUAACGUUACAGUUUCAUUUAUGCUGCUGUAUGUAGACUUUAAUGCAACACUAAUUUAGAGAGACUAAUUCUAUAAUAAAACUAAUUCUGUAUUUAAUUUCUCUUCUAGUUCAGAUUGUUUGGUCUGUAGUGAGUGUGAUGUGGCAAAUUCAGCUUUAUUAACGUGAUUUACUGCUUAAGAUCCGUGCUGAAGUUUAUGGAUUGUUGAUGUUAAGUAAUUUAGUAAACUAAUGUGAGUUCAGUGCACCUUCAUGUAAAAGUGUUCUCUUUGUAAAUCCUACCUUCUUGCUGCUACCAGAAACUGGACUGUUCAUCCUUUAAUGUAAGCCAAAAGCUGGAGGGAGUUUAUAUACUUUACACAAGUAUAGAGUUUUAAAACAUACAAAUAACAUGAUAGCAUUUAACGACGUAUCUGAGGAGCAGACAUGGACCAAAGAUAUUACUGCUGCAGUAUAUUUAAGUAUGGUUUAAUGUCAACGAUGCAUGUUUAAACCUCUCAAAAUGUUUGAUUUGAUGAGAAUCUCUCGGUCCAAACUUGUGUUUCUUCCAAACAAACUGUGCGACUCGUAAUUCACUGUGCUGUGUGAAACAAGCAUCUAAACCCACACAGGAACGACAUGCUAAAUUAUACAUUUCAAACAAAAUCUUUUUUCUUUUUUUAAUUUAAAUUUACUUUUAUUUUUAUUACCGUGUACGCUGUUUUUUUCUUGCACAAUUUUCGAAAAUAAAUGCAAAAUAGCAUUUAGGUUUGUAGCUGUAGCCCUGAGACUCACUGACCUCUGUGCUGCUUUCAGUUUGCGUGCAAGCUACUGCUACUGUUUCUGCGUAAUCUCAAAGCAUUUCACUUUCCCAACGAUGUAACCAAAGCCGGUACAAAGACUGUUAACAGGCACCGAGGUUACUGUGCACACACUGUCUUGUUUUUUAUUUGACAUUUGCCAUGAUUUAAAAAAAAAAGAAAGAAAAAAUUUAAUAAUAAAAAAAAAAAAACUGUCAUAAAGCAUAAAGAAGCCAUAAGGGACAGCCUGAAUUGUUAUGGUCUCUCUAUUUGUGGCUCGCUGCUAAAAACACUAACAAAAAAAAUAGGCUUAUGAAAUGUUUUUAAGCUCUAAGUAGUAUCUCAGUGUUUUAGAAUGUCGUGUGUAAACUAGGGAGAUAGACUGGCAACCCGAACACAUGAGCAGUCAGUAGCUGUACUGUGUGCCAGCAUGUACAUGGAAUCAUCUUUAUGUCAAUCUACCAGCUCCAAAUUACCUUUUUUGUCAUGCCAGUGUGUAUAGACCACAUUUUGAUACUGAACAUUUUUUUUAUUUUGAAAUACAAAAAAAAAAAAAAGAUACAUUCCAAAAAAUAUUUAUCUGUUGUUUUGUUUUGUUUUACUCACAUUAAAGACUGCCAUGUACCGUAUGUCAUAACUGACUUGUAACAAUCAUAGAUAAUAUAUUUAAUAUGUUCAAUAAAUUAUAGUCAUGCUGUGUAUUAA
Molecule: messenger RNA, 9690 nt
Organism: Hemibagrus wyckioides
Lineage: Eukaryota; Metazoa; Chordata; Actinopteri; Siluriformes; Bagridae
Product: fibronectin type-III domain-containing protein 3A-like
Exons: 26
Coding region: 263-3781 (1172 amino acids)
Molecular function (GO): protein binding
Source: RefSeq, a predicted model, not a curated record